Callithrix jacchus (white-tufted-ear marmoset) is the source of this 6176-nucleotide messenger RNA. NCBI's taxonomy places the organism in Eukaryota, Metazoa, Chordata, Mammalia, Primates, Cebidae. The record is from RefSeq and is a predicted model, not a curated record.
UCAAGUGGGAGGGAAGAAUGAGCUCAGAACCUGUUUCCACACUGGCUUUUCUUCAGAUACAGGUGUCAACAAGACCCAAGGGAGAACGAUACGACAUAAAGCAGAUGAGACGGACAAACACCAUUAUCCUUGCCUCACUCCCGGGGGUCUGGUGGGCAGAGCAGCUCAGAUAUGGCAAAGUUCCUGGUGAUGUGAGAACGGGGAGAAUGCUGCUUCUCAGCUGUGGUGGCUGGCAGUCCUGGGUAAGGGUAAGGCUGAUUUUCUUUCCAUGAGAGUGUUCUCUAUUUCCUUAUCCUCAGGGCACAGCCUUCCUGACAGAUACUCCUUAAGGUGAAUUCCUGAGCCAAAUCCCGAGCUGUCUUCUGGCAUCCCAUCCCGGAAAUCCUGCCGUGAUUCCGAGGAAGUGGCAAACCAAGAAGCAUGACGUAUGCCAGCUUCAUGUGAACUGAUCAGCAUGAACAGGCAGGAAAAUGAAGCUCAUGAAUCUCAUUUCUCUAGAUAGAGGUGGGAGGGAAAUGACCACUUUUUGGCUAAGUUCCCCCAUGGAACACCUAGAGGAUAGCAUUUUAAGUCUUUAGAAGAAGAAAAGUGGCAGAAGCUAUUUGGUCUGGAUGCAUAUUUCAGCCAACAAAAUACUAUGUCACAUAAGCUCUCUGAUGGUUUCUCGACUGGCUAGACAUUUUUGUAAAAUGAGCCAACAGGGAGUAUUCAACUGGUAUUUGAUUUUUUUUUUUUUUUUGAGGCAGAGUCUCACUCUGUUUCCCAGGCUGGAGUGCAAUGGCAUAGUCUCUGCUCACUACAACCACCGUGUCCCUGGUUCAAGUGAUUCUCCUGCCUCAGCAUCUUGUGUAGCUGGGAUUAUAGGAGUGCGCCACCAAGCCUGGCUAAUUUUUGUAUUUUUACUAGAGACAGGGUUUCACCAUGUUGCCCAGGUUGGUCUCGAACUCCUGACCUCAGAUGAUCCACCAGGCUCGGCCUCCCCAAGUGCUGGGAUUACAGGCAGGCAGGAUCCUGUGAGACUGGCCACAGCAGACCACAGAAGCUCAUCUCCAGCUGAGCCAGGGCGAGGAAGCAGACACAGUGAUGGUGCAAACCUCACCAGGGCAGAUGGAGGAAGAAGAGGAAGAGGAAGAGCAUCAAAGGGGAAAAAUACGGUAAGAGAAGGUUACGAAGCAAGGGGUGGGGGCUUGGUAGCAGCAGAGAAGGCGAUUGGGGAAAGGGUGUGCAUCAGGCAUGCCUCAACCUGCGUGCGUGUGCGUGUGCGUGUGUGUGUGUGUGACUGUUUGUGGUCAGAUGCAAGAUUUCAGCUAAGGCAAAUUCCAGUUUCAGGGGAAAAUGAGGUUCCAAUUUAUAUAAAUAAUACAAUCCUAAUGAAAAAGGGAAUGUUUUUCCCUUUCAAAUACAUACCCAUAAUUUAUGUGGUGACGCUGACUUAUAAGUUCACUUUUCCAUACCUCGUCAAGAGUGAUACUUUAUGUGUAGCCCUCCUUCAGAUAAAUGGAUUUCUCCAAGUAUUUCAUUCUAAGUGGAUCAUGAGCAUUUUAUGAAUACUGUGGACUAGACCAGGAAAGGAAAUGGGAAACUCGGCUGUAAAUGUACAUGGGCAGGUUUGAGUCCUGAUCGAAAUGGCACCGCUACAGGACACAGAAACAAAACAGAAAAGGGAACAAUCGUGUGCAGUAAAUGUGACUGUUUCUAAAAUGUGUAUCCAAUCAGGAAGGCUUCUCUGUAACUACAGGUUACUGAGUCACGAGGUGGAGGAAAUAAGCUGAUUAGAUUUCCUCCCUGGCAAAAUUUCUUUCCAAGAAAAGUAGGAUUUAUUAUUUAAGAAGCAGGAAAAGUAGCUGUGUGGUUGAAGAGCCUCUCUUCUGGAAGGGAGACUAACUCUCUCACGCACUGUUUAUAACGCUGCCCUCCCUAAUCUGCUCAGGCACUUCCCAGUUCAUCACUACUAUACGCAGCAUGCUGUAGAAGCGGGUUAAGACGGUAGCCACAUACUUUAUUAUGCAAGACCGAACUGUUGUUUCAAGUGACCUAAAGGAAGUCUGGUGGGAAAGAAUGCAGUGACAUGAGCAUUGCUGGGACUGUCCCGGGCUAGCAGAAGUGUGGUCUCUCCACCUGGGUGGCAUCUGGGCUGACAACUGCCUGGUGCAAAGAGAGCAACUAAGCCGGUUAGGGAGGAAAUCUAAGCUCCAGGCUUGGAAAAUGGUGAUAGAUUCGUGUGCAGGCAUGUAUUUUACACAUAUUAACCCACUUGACCCUAGUACUAGCUCUGUGAGGGAGGUAAUUACAUGGUCCCCAUUUCACAGCGAAGGAAACUCAGGCACAGUGAGUUAGUGUUUGCCCAAGGUCACACAUUAGGAAGUGGUAGAGCCAGACAGGCUGGCUCUGGGGCAGAGAUUCUCAAACUCAGCUGCACAGGAGCGUUCAGAUGUGCGCACCCAGGCUGCACCCCAAUCUGCGCAUAUCCGAAACCCUGAAGCAGGACCCGGCAUUGCUUGUUUUCCUUUUUAAAUUAUGACGGUAAAAUGUGUGUAAUAAUGUAAAAUUAACCAUGUUAGCCAUCCUAAAGCACACAAUUGCUGGUGUUAAGUACAUUUACACUAUCAUCCAGACACUGUCUAGUUUCAGAAUGUCUUCACCAUCCCAAAAGGAGAGCUUGCACCCAUUAAGCAGACACUCAAGACACUCCCCAUCCUCCUUCCUCACCCCAGCCCCUGACGAGCCCCAAUUUGCUUUUUGACUCAAUGGACUUACCUGUUCCAUAUAUUUUAUGUAAACAAAAUCGAUAUAAAUAGAUGAUCUUUUGUGUUUGGUUUCUUUCACUUCGCGUAUUGUUUUCAAGGUUUGCUCACACCGCAGCGUGUAUCAGUAUUUCAUUCCUUGUUCAGGCUGAAUGCUUCUCCUUUGGAUGUAUGUAGCACGCUCUUAUCCACUCAUCUAAUCAUGGGUAUUGGUGUGGUUUCUAGUUUUGGCUAUUGUGAACAGAGUUGCUAUAAGCAUUUGUGUAUGUGUUUUACUUGUUUUUAAUUUUUUUUUUUUUUUUUUGAGAAAGAGUCUUACUUUUGUUGCCAAGGCUGGAGUGCAGUGGUCCUAUCUUGGCUCACUGCACCCUCUGCCUCAGUCUCCCAAGUAGCUGGGAUCACAGGUGCCUGCCACCACGCCCAGCUAAUUUUUGUAUUUUUAGUAGAGACAGGAUUUCACCAUGUUGGCCAGGAUGGUCUUGAACUCCUGACCUCAGGUGAUCCACCCGCCUCGGCCUCACAAAAUGCUAGGAUUACAGUGUGAGCCACCGUGCCAAGCCUGUUUUUAAUUCUUUUGGGUAUAUUCCUAGGAGUAGAAUUGUGGAUCAUAUGUUAUUCCUAUGUUUAACUUGCUGAGGAACAGCCAAAAUGCUUUCCACAGUGGCUAUACCAUUUUACAUUCUCACCAGCAAUGAACAAGGGUUCCAGUUUCUCUGCAUCCUGGCCAACACUUGUUUUCAGUUUGUUUGAAGAGCUGUCAUUCGUGUGGGUGAAGCAGUGUCUUACUAUGGUUUUGAGCGGCACUUCCCCCACCGCGAAUGAGGUGGAGCAUCUUUCUGGGUGCUUGCUCCCAUUAGGCAUCUGUGUUUCGGAGUCGAGGCUGGGCCCCACCGCUCUGAUCUCUGCUCCUGACCAUCACAGCACAUUGCCCAGGUUGGAGGUGGCUCAUUUUUUUCUCUCUUAAGGAACAGAGCCUUAAGCAACAGCCAUCAAUAUUUCUACUGGCCCCAAGACCUGUAACUUCAUAUGCAUGGAUUUCACGUGCAAGGUGCCAACCUCUGUGAGCAGCAUCUGUGCAAGAACUGCAAUUCCAUCCUUCUGUCCUCUCCAAAAAGUAUAUCAGAGAGGGAAUAAUCAUGUUUUUCCAGGUGAAACUGAAUGGCUUUUGUUUGUUCAAGUAAAUCACUCACAAAUUUGGGUACAUUAUUAUUAAUUAGCAAAUAACGAAUCAGCCCCUCCUGGGGACUCCCCGCCACCUCCUUUUAGAAUUGCUGCAAAGCACAACAGCCAGUCAAGUGGCUGUUCCCAUGACUGCAGGGAGGGGCUGCGGGGCAUAUGCAUCUCAACGUCACCCAUGACGUUCACCUUCAAAGCACUCAGCAGUUUCCCUGAUGUUCUCCUGGUAAUCUUGUCAUUUAGCCCCGGCCCUUCCUGUUUUCCAGCAAGACUCAGACUCUGUAGCUCUUCUGCCAUGCCCCCUCUGUUCUCCCAUUGAGAUAUUAUCUCUUGUUGGAAAUAAAAAGAGGGGAUAGAGGAAGGCGACUGCUGUGGAGCUGCUGGUGCCAGAAUGCAGGGAGGGCAAGAGCUCAGAUUUCUGGGAACCAGGGAGAAUUAGAAAGAAGGCCUGGUGAAAGCUGUGCAUUUUCUCAUCCAAAGGCAGGUGGUGCAGAGAGGGAGACACAAGGGAUACGGGGUAUUCCUUCGCUUCUUUCCAACUCAAGGUGAGCAAGUCAGAGCAGUCACGAGGAAAAUCCAAGAGCUACAAAAGUUACCUAAUAGGAGGGCCGCAAUCCAUUAGGAGGUUGGAGAGCAGAUACAGCUGCUGAUUCUCUGGUGGCACCAGGAGGGGUGUGAUGCUCUCAGCUCCAGACUUGGUGAUGGGGAUCCAGUGGGGGGCUGCUCAUUAACCAGCAGGAAGCAUUCCCCAGGCCAGGGCCCCUGCACAGGGACAGCAGAAAGUGCUGCAGAGGGGAAGGGCUUGCCUCUGAGAGUCCAGUCAGGACUCAGCAGCCCUGAGGCAGCUUUGACCUCCAGGCUGUGUCAGCCCCCAGCUUGCAGGUGGCUGGAUGUGGCCUCCCGCUUCCUAGAGAACAGUUAGGAGCCAGCGCUCUGAGAACCUGCCCAUGGCCAUCCACUAAGCCCUUCCUUAUCCUGACUCACAAAAAGGUCCUUCAGCCUUACAUGGGUCACGUUUGUGCACAGGGCAGGUGGGAGGCAGCUGGAGUGAUGGGGGGUGGGCUACAGAAGGGAAGGGGCCCAUUUCCCCUCAUCUUCCCGCUUUGUCUUUCUCUCAGAGCUGGCGCUCCACCUCGGCUCCUGUUAGAUUCUCCUUUGGUUGGUUUCUAAGGCACAACUCUACUAGCUUUUAAGCAAAACUAUAGGUGCUAUUCAAAGUCUCCCUCUCCCCAAGUGCAGGUAUCCUUCAGCGGCCCACUGGGCCCUGUUGCCCUCCAUCUUCCCUCUGACACAGCGACCUCUAAAGCCUUGGCCCAUAGAUGCUCUCCAUGCCACUAAGGUCUUGUCCCGGUCCCUCCCCUGCCUGUCCGCCAUAAACGCCCUUGACUUGCUCCCAAAUUUCUUGACUUUCUGUGACUCACUCUUGAAUUUCCUUAGCUCCCUUUCCUGGGAAACCUGCCAACUGGAAAUGCAUAUCCCUCCCUGCCAUGGCUCCCGGCUUUCUGGCCUCCUCUGAGAUCCACCCCCGAGUACCCCUUCGGAGCCAGGUGAAGGUGUAGGAAGGGAGGUGGGGUGCUGGCAGCCGGCUGUAGCAGAGCAAGCCAGGGCUGCCGUUCAGACACCCCCGUGGAGAACCACUGCUCCAGGUGUGCCCAAGCCCCUUAUCAUCUACUCUGCGUGUGUGUGAACAGACAUACACAUAUGUAACUUCAUCCCACCACAAAAAAAAUCUCACAUCUUUUAAACACUCAAGCCCACAAUUCCAAUUUUAAUACAGGAACCACACAUCCUAUUUCUGGGUGGUGUGGUUUUCCAAGUUCCUGAGACCUUCUCUGUGUCAAGGUUUGCUAUAAACUCCAAGCCUGAAAGGCAUUUAUCUUCCCCAGGUGGCCCCUCAGCUCCACUGUUCUGUGCUUGGCUUGACUUUGUCUCUGUUUCUGGGAGGCAAUGUGAAGUGCGAGUGUCUGUCACUCCUCAUGAACAGAGUCACCUCCUGAUGAGUGCUGGCGGGCUGAAGGCACCCAUUUUCUCAGUCCCACAGGGGUGUGUCACUUCUCCCAAAAGGGCAGGAGGUGGCAUCUGUGGGGCCUUCCCCACCUGCGGUCAAAGUCAGGUGUGUCCAGGCUGCCACCUUCCUCCCAGGCACACUUUCUCCAGGUGCCCUGUGUUCCUGAACCUGUCUUCACACUGCAAGCAAAACACCAUCCCCACUUUGUCUACAAUUUUAUCUCCCACUUUCUGAGCAGCUUUAAAACU